Molecule: messenger RNA, 1638 nt
Organism: Clupea harengus (Atlantic herring)
Lineage: Eukaryota; Metazoa; Chordata; Actinopteri; Clupeiformes; Clupeidae
Gene: oxt
Product: oxytocin
Exons: 3
Coding region: 1149-1613 (154 amino acids)
Cellular component (GO): extracellular region; secretory granule
Molecular function (GO): neurohypophyseal hormone activity
Source: RefSeq, a predicted model, not a curated record
UGAACAUCAUUAAAGCAAUUAUUCCCAAAUGAUUGGGAUAUAAGGUGUUACAAUGAUGAUCUUAUUAAAUGUAUGACCCGCCACUAUUACCACCAUUAUUUAUCUCCCAAUCACAUGCACCCUCUGCUACGUGUCUAAUUAGACCAGACUGUGACCAAACUGUAGAAGUAGGCUACGUUAUCAUUUUUACUCAUUUAAAUAUCUCAAUAACUAAACUGAACAGGUAUGAGGUAGGCUACUAAGUAUAAUGAUGAAGCCUAGACUACAGUGUGAGGAGUCAGAAAGGAUUUGGCUAAUCUUCUUUGAUAUUAUAAAUUAUAUAAUUUGUUUUUCAUACACUUAAGUGAGAUGUUGUCAGACUUGGCCUCUCCCUGCCCCAUAUUUUAUCCUAAGUGAACCCAUGAACUAAAGAAAACACCGACAGGUCACGGCAGGUCAGGGCCAGAUCUCCUCAAGUGUGAGCAGCAACUGCAGGCAGCCAUUUAAUCUGACCGGUUUCUCUGCAUUUUUCAAAGCCUGAGUGCUUACUCUGGAAUACUGAAAAACAUCUUGCAUUGCUCUCGCAACAUGGCACCUGGCUGACCAAAGGGCUAGACUUCUUUUUUUUUUCUAUCUUUAAAAUCUGACCACUAGCCACUUAACCUUGUCCGGUCUUCUAGCCACAAUGUCCUUAUGCAUGGUCACGGGUGAUCUCCAUUAAAACCUCACCCCUCAUUACAGGGCAUCACGGAGCCCAUUCCACUGACCCCACCAGGUCACACAAUUAAUCCGAUGAUGAUCACUGUUAAUAGGUAGAUACAGACCCACAUCAUGUCUCCAGGUGUUUUAAGACGUAUAUAAGGGCUUCGUUUCAUGGCAAGGACCAAAGAAGCAUCUUCCCUCCUGAAUCAACGCUAACAGCACCUCAGACCUUCAACCAUCAACCUCAAUAAAGUAAGUUUGUUUGAUGUUUAUAAUGCAAAACCUCUGCCUUUAUAAAGCUUUAAAUUGGUAUUUAUUCCAAAAUAGAGCCAGAGAAAAUUUGAUAUUUCUAUGGAUGGCUCAGACUGAAUCCUCUGAUAGAGUUGAAUGUGUUAUUUUAUGUUAAAAUCCUGCUGCAUUCCUCCUCUCUGCCUCUCUCCUGGUCUCUCCCCUCCGCACCAUCAGUUAUGUCUGGAGCCCCAGGAUUGGUCUUCUGCCUGCUGUGCCUUCUGUCUGUCUGCACAGCCUGCUACAUCUCCAACUGCCCCAUCGGAGGCAAAAGGGCUCUACAGGACCUACCCAGAAAGUGCCUGCCGUGUGGGCCCGGGGACAGAGGUCGCUGCUUCGGCCCCAGCAUCUGCUGCGGGGAGGGGAUGGGUUGCUACCUUGGUUCCCCUGAGACGGCCCGCUGCCUGGAGGAGAACUUCCUGCCCUCCCCCUGCGAGGCCGGUGGCCGAGCCUGCGGCUCCGAGGACGGACACUGCGCUGCCCCAGGCAUCUGCUGCGACUCAGAGGGCUGUGCCAUUGACCAAUCCUGUCUGGAUGGUGAAGAUGAGGACACCCCUCUUAGCCAAUCAGAAAACAGCAAGGAUCUCCUUAUGAAGCUUCUUCAUAUCAGUGGGCAGACCCAUCCAUUCAGACUCCACCAAUGAGUGUGACCCGUCAGGGCUGACCAUG